Gigantopelta aegis is the source of this 1329-nucleotide messenger RNA. RefSeq lists its product as uncharacterized. Lineage: Eukaryota; Metazoa; Mollusca; Gastropoda; Neomphalida; Peltospiridae. The coding region runs from base 53 to 892 and encodes 279 amino acids. The transcript has 5 exons. The record is from RefSeq and is a predicted model, not a curated record.
CGAGGCCUGUCCAACAGAAUCAACACAAAACAGUAACUUUCCAGUGAUACACAUGUGUACAAAUGAAGCUGCCAGUGGUGUUCAAGGAUUAUUUCUUGACGCGUUCGUACCUGCCAACAAACCAAUCAAUUGCAGCUGUAUACUUGAGACAAGACAGUUCCUUCAGAUUGGUAUAAACCCUGUUACCCUUCCAGACAAAGAAUGUACAUCAGCAUUACAUAUACUAUUGCAACGGCCAGUUAUUUAUAACUGUAAACCUAAUACAACUUUUCCAAUAUAUUGGCGGAAUCUUCUCAAUAUAGGAUUGCUAAUUAAACUGACGACGAUAGCUGGACACGAGAAUACUACGUACUGCAUCAAGUUAAGCAUCACGGUUGGUCAAGGUUCGUUGACUCUUCAGUGUUAUUCGCCAGACGGUAAGUCGAUGACGAGUUCAACCCAGUCAGACGAUAAAACCACCUUACAGAGAUCGACAACACCAGGUUCAACAGAAACAGAAUCAACCAAGUCAGUGGAAGCAGAUACAAGUUCUCCAUUAACAGAGAAGUCGGAGAUAUCAGAUACGACAGUUCCCGUAGAGACGACGAACAUACACACAGACUCGAAAGCUUUCCCAGUUGCUGCUGCUGUAGGUGGUGCCGUGGGUGUAGUUCUGAUAGUCGCCGUAGUGGUUGUUGUUAUUAUCAUUUAUAUAAGGAAGAAACGAACAAAAGGCAAACAAAACACCGGUGAUGAUGACGAUGGUGAUUACGUCAUUAGGGAUCUUAACCCUAACAACGCUGAUACGAAUCUUAACCCUUCCGUCGCUACUACCAAUGUUAACCGUUAUAAUACUGACGACAAUACUGGCAACACUUAUGAACAUCUACAACAACACUGUGCAGUAUGUUAACACGCCGUCGAGUGUUGACGGAGACCACGUGUACCUCCACGUCAAUGAACCAACACAGUCACAGAUCUCAUAUCAAGAUUAUUAUAACACUGCCAACCUGACUGGGUCAAACAGUUUAGAUUCACACGAGUAGAUAGAUGUUAGACUUCAUUCAUGGUAAGGGGCGGUAUGUAGCUCAGUGAUAAAACGCGAUCGGUCUAGGAUCGAUCCCUGUCGUUAGACUCAUUUGGGCUAUUUCUCGUUGUAACAAAAGCCGUGGUAUGUACUAUCCUGUCUGGGAUCAUACAUAUAAAAGAUCAUGUUCUGUUAAUCGAAAAGAGUAACCAAUGGCAUCGCGGCAGCGGGAUUCCUGUCAUCCGUAUGGCUCUUAACCAUAUGGCUGACGUAAUGUAAUAAAUGUGAAUGAUUUACUAACAAAAAUAAACUGUUAAUUUAUU